AUUGGAUUAAAUUGUAUUCUUCAUUUCUACUUAAACAUGAAAGCAUGGAAACUAGCGUAUUGAUUUGAAGUGAUCUUAUGUAUUGACGAGUUGUUUUGAAGCGUAGGAAGUUUAUACGGAUAAUAUGUUGCAUUGACAAUUAAUAGGCGGCUAUGAAGCUCUCACUAAAGAAGAGCUGGUUGUGCAGGUUGAUUCAGGAUCUGAGUCCCACCACCGCAGGAUCCUCGAGGGGCAUCGUCAACAACGGCGUCACCAAAUACGGGCACCUAGAUGAUCUGCCAAUGGCGAUAAAAAUAGUAGGGUUAUCCUUUGCAGUAUUCGGCGUCGCAGCAACUCUGUACUUGUCGUGCUCAUGCAUUCUAUCAAUUCCGAGUUCUCAACCGCCCGUGGAAAAUCCUCCAGGCAGCAUUACAAAUGACGAUACAAGCGAGGACACGUGCUCAACUACACUUCCCCUGAUCGAUGACGUCAUCACACGAUUACAUAUCCUCGAAAUCGCUUUCAAGGAGCAGACAUUUGCUAGGGAAACCAUAGCUAGAGAGGUGAGCGAUCAGACGAAUACCUAUGAAUCGUUGGAAAAGAAGAUAGCAAGCGUCUUAGACCGACUGACCAAUAUAAGCAGUUUGUUUUCAGACCUUCAAAUGAAAUUUGAUCAGCUAGAGAGAAAAGCUAAUUUCAACGAGACACUGGUUAUUGCUCUGUUUCUGUGCAUCGUGUGUUGCCUCUUAUGGUAUAAUCGUAAGUCGAUACAUGAAUAUGUGGAGAAACUCGAGGCGUCUUACAGAUCGCCUAUACCCAAGAAGAUAGAAUCGACACGGGUUUUGGUCAGGAAGAGCUCAUCAAAUCCGGGAACUCCAAAACAUUCGUCAUCGUUGCUUAAUGAAGUCUGUAUGGUUUGCUUUCAACCUGAAAAUACAAACGGCAUAAUUGCUAAGCUGACAAACGCCAUGCUCCGUCAUCUCGAGGGUUUCCGAGUCUCUCUUCGUCCAUUUUAUGGCGUGUUGUCCUUCGAUGAUAUCCGAGAUAUGCCGCAUGUUCGUCUAUACGUAAUCAUAGUUGACGCAGAGUCACGUGGGUUAUUUCUCAACUGUUCGGACAAAGAUCUGUUGGUUGAAUGUGUUAAUCGUUCCAACACUAUCGGAGCCUGCUGUGUGGUCAUCAUUAUAAACGACGAUGGUUCGAAGAACCUCACAGCUCACAGCGUUUUCAACUCCUCUCUGCGCCUAAUCAAGACGAGCGACUGCUUGCAGGACAUGGCGGCAAAAGGUCGCCUUUUCAGCUUGUGGAAGGAUAUGACGUCACACCAGCUGAGUCACCUCAGACGCAUCGUUAAAACUGUGCUCAAUGCAAAGCUCGUGCUUAAGUAGGAUGAAGUAGUCAACUGGAUAAGUCAGACACAUCCUAUUUUGUAGCAACUGCCUGUAUUAAACUUAAUGCAUGCCGUACUUAAUGCACUCAAUUGAGUUUGUUUGAUAAUGUAGGUUUAUCUAUUAUGAGCAGGCUACUUCGUAUGUGUCAGCUCAUAUAUGUUUUAAACGUCAAAGCUAUUGUUCAGUAUAAUUGUUUAAAGAGCCAUUUGAAUUUAUAAGGCCGUAUGGUAUUUCUUGUUUUUACAAUUUUGCCUUAAAAUAAAGUAUCUUUGCACCUGAAAAAAAAAACGUCAUCGGUUUGUAGUGCAUAGUUUCCUUAAUUUACUACAUAAAUAUUUCAAUACGGUUAAACGGAACUAUUGAAGUCUUUGGCGUAAUUUUAAC
This is a messenger RNA of Dreissena polymorpha, 1754 nucleotides long. RefSeq lists its product as uncharacterized. Bases 153 to 1367 code for a protein of 404 amino acids. The transcript is spliced from 7 exons. Lineage: Eukaryota; Metazoa; Mollusca; Bivalvia; Myida; Dreissenidae. The record is from RefSeq and is a predicted model, not a curated record.